Messenger RNA from Menidia menidia (Atlantic silverside), 2209 nucleotides. NCBI's taxonomy places the organism in Eukaryota, Metazoa, Chordata, Actinopteri, Atheriniformes, Atherinopsidae. The record is from the annotation of a GenBank genome assembly.
AGAAGCUCAGUAUCACUCCCAAAAUCUCUUCUUCUCCAACUUUGAAACAACCGAAGUCGGAAGAGAUUUGUCCAUUACAAUGGACACUGCUUUGCUUGUGUUGUUAUGUGCUUUUCCAGUUGUUUGGUGCUACAGUUCGGGUUUGAUUAUGGAUAGCUGUGGGGACUUGCUGCCUCACCACUCGGGGCUGAGGCCACAGACAGGACCAUCACCUUACACUGUUACCACAGAGCACAGCAGCUACAGACCUGGAGAAGAAGUCAAAGUUAUGCUUCAGGGUCCAGCAUCUAGUCCAUUCAUUGGUUUUCUGCUCCAGGCUAGAGUAGUGGGGGACAGUUUUCCUGUUGGCUGGUUUUCUUUGAUAUCAACAGCUGCUCAACUCCUCACCUGCCACCACAGAUCUAAUGCAAGUGUGUCCCACAGAUCUAACUCUGCGAAGAAUUCCAUCCAGGUGGCAUGGAAAUCCGAGCCAUCAGGAGACAUAAAAGCUGUUACAUUCCAUGCCUCAUUUGUACAGAAUUACCAGGUUUUUUGGGUUAACGUGACAAGUCCUUCCCUGAAGAUUGUUAAUGACUAUCAAGAUGGAUCAACCAGUUCACCGACUCCACCAGUUUCCAGCACUCCACAACUUCAUGGUAUCUCAAGUGCGGGCUGCGGCAUCACAAAAGUGUGCUUCAGUCAGCCCCCAAACUGUGAUCCAACGGUUUUUCCUGACUGUUACUUCAUGUCGGCCAUGAUGACAUCUCCUAAUGGUCCAGCCAUCCGCUAUGAGAUGACAGGUCCUUCUGAUGGAUAUAUCGCUUUUGGAUUCUCAGAUGAUCAGAUGAUGGGAAAUGAUGAUAUAUAUAUCUGUGGCGUGGGAAAUAAUGGACGGCUGUGGGUUCAACGGGCCUUUUCAACAGGACGAUCAGCUCCACAAGUUGUUCCUCUGGGAAACGUUUCCGAAGUCAAAACAUCGAUGCAAAACAGAGUCCUCAGCUGUUCCUUCACUUCCACAAAUAUGAUUUCUACCAAGGCAACUUCUGGCUUCAAAAAAAGCUACCACCUCAUGUUUGCCCAUGGGCCCAGCAACAGGGGGGGAAUCCAAAUCCACACAGGUACCUUCAUCAGUGCCAACAAGAUAGAUGUUUCCAGACCUUCACUAGCCCCAAAAGCUGGACUGCCAUGUCUCAUCCAAGCACACGGGGCACUGAUGCUGAUAGCCUGGAUGACCCUGGGAUCAAUGGGAAUGAUGGUUGCCAGAUAUCUCAGAGCAGCAGCCGGGGGACUGAAUUUUUUGGGGAAAGAUGUUUGGUUUCUGGUCCAUGUUGCAGUGAUGAGUCUGACACUGGCGGCCACCGCUAUUGGUUUCAUCCUCUCCUUUUCCCACGUUAAAGCCUGGUCUGGGGGGGCCCAUCCUGUGUUAGGGUGCAUAGUCAUGAUUCUCUCUUCGCUCCAACUCUUUCUGGCUCUGCUGCGCUGUGGACCGCAACACAAGCUGAGGUUUCUGUUCAGUUGGUUCCAUGCUUUAAAUGGAAUGGCUAUAAAAGCAAUAGCUGUGGCAGCCAUAUUUACGGGUCUGGAGUUGAUUGACAGCACCACGGACCACUGGCUGAUGAAAGUGAUGGGGGGCUUUGUUGGCUGGGAAGUGUUGUUCUACAUCCUGUUGGAGUACCAUCUGAAAUGGAAGGUUAAGGGAAAUGAUGAUACAGCCUCGCUAGGAUCGAAAAUGAUAAGAGCUGAUUCUCUGCUGGUGACUCUGUACUUUUUGGGAAACUUUUCCUUUUUGAUUGCUCUUCUGGUCGGUAUCGGGAUGUUGUGAGCAUAAAGAACAGCCGAAGGACCACUGAAUAUAUCUAAAUAAACUAUCAUAGCUGCAAUAAGUGAGGCUGUCCGACUUUUCCAUUACUCCAUUCUUGACCUCUUUGGACCUUUUUGUGUGGAUCUCCUUGUGCAUGCAUGGGAUAACAAACUCUGGCCUCUCACUAGUAAUAAGCGGCAUAAAAACAUGGAUUAAUGUUUAUUCAAUCCAUUACAAAAUGUGUAUUGGGGGUAUACAUAGUGGGUGACUCUAACAAUAACCUUCUUAAAUGAAGGAAUAUCCUGAAGAAAAAGUUUUUAGUCCAAACUUCUCUUAAUUUAGAGGUGCAGGACCAGCGGCAUGAUGCAGUCAGUGGUCUUGGAGUUUGUCUUUGUUCUGUGCUUGAAGGAAGAAAAUGUGUCAACUAUU